GCCCAGACCCAGCAGUCUGAAGCCCAGCUGGGCUGAAGGGUCGUGUCUGUUGUGAUUUACGUCUCACUGGACAAAGAUGGGCGAUAAAUACCGCUACCCGGUUUAUUUUGAAUGUGGCAGACUGUCCCAGGAGCAGAAGAGGAGAAUUUCAAAGUAUUUCCAGAUCAAACGUAAAUCAGGUGGAGGAGAGUGUUCACCUGUGGAGGAAAUGUCAGAAAACAUCUACAGGAUUGCUUUCAGACGUCAAGAAGAUCAACAGUCGGUGCUGGAGCGGACGCAGCACGUCCUACACCUUGGAGAAGAGAGUCUGACAUUGACUGUCAAGAAGGAAAGUCUGGACCCUCAAACCUCUGAACACACCUCCUCCUCCCCCUCCUUCUCCACCCGUCCAGCCCAGACCCCACAGGUGAUUCCUCCAUCACCUCCACCCCCAAGUGGUGAAGACUAUGAAUUACAUCCUGAUGGUUCCCUGAGGGAAAGUCUGCAGGCUUCUGCCUGCUCUGCUCCAUUUGACCCAGCAGAACAGGUUUCAGUCAAGAGUCCAGCUGUGGAGGAAGUUGACUCUUUACUUGAAUCCUUCAGCUCUCGUCAGGCCAGAGAUGAGUUUUCCCAGGUGAACUCCACGGUAGAAGAGGUAGAGGACAGGUCUUCUUUGAGGGACAGUUUGGCCUCUGGAAACAGAACCUUGACCACAAACAGCCCAUCAAGUGGUGCAGAGAUCCAGAUGGAAGCUGCUGCACAGAUCCCAGCAGGACGAACCACCCGAGGAGGCGGAGUCCACGUAGAGAUCAUUCAGGGAACCAUAGAAACCCAACAGGCUGAUGCUCUGGUAUCACCAAUGAUUGGCUACGAUCCUCAAACAACAACGUUUGGAAACACUUUACACCAGCGGGUUGGGCCACAGCUGACGGCAGCAUUUGAAGCAGCAGCAGGCUCUGAAGUGAUGGUGGGCGUCCCCGUGCUGGUGGAGAAUUUACCUGGACUCCCUUCACAUGCAGUGUUCUUCCUCAGUCUUUGUCCCUGGAACGGAGAUCCAGAUGGGGCUGCAGUUGAAGUUCUUAAAAUGGGCAUCAAUUCAAUCCUGACGACAUGUGACAGCAGAGGGUUUGGAUCCGUGGCAUUUCCUGUACUCGGAGCUGGACUGAUGUUGUCUUUUCCCAUCGCUGUCGUAGCCAAAGUUUUACUGGAAGGAAUUUAUACAUUCCAACAACAAAGAACCAGCAGCAGACCCCUGACGGUCCGCAUUGUCAUCCACCCAGACGACCACGUGUCCAGUGAGGUCUUCAAGUCUGCUCAAAAGGAGAUUUGUCGAAACCAGGUUCAAGAGUCAAAGCGGAUCGUCCUGCUGGGAAAAACUGGCUGUGGGAAAAGCAGCCUCGCUAACAUCAUACUUGGAGAGGACUUGUUCACUGCACAUCAUUCUUCUGUUUCUGGAACUGCCACAUGUCAAUCUGAAACCAGAGAUGUCAGUGACAGAAAGAUCACUUUGGUCGACACGCCUGGUUUGUUUGACACAGAAAGGUCAGAGGAGGAUUUGAAGCCUGAGAUCAUGAAGUGCAUCACAGAGUGUGCUCCUGGAAUUCACGCUUUUCUCAUCGUGCUGAAAGUUGAGAGAUUCUCAGAGCAGGAGCAAGAAGUCAUCAGCAGAAUAUGUGAGUAUUUCUCUGAAGACAUUCUGAAUCACGCCGUGGUCGUCUUCACUCUCGGCAACGAGCUAGAUGAAGGGAUGAAAAUCAAGGAGUUCAUCAGAGAGAAUCAAAAGCUGAGAGACCUGGUGAACAGGUGCAGCGGCCGGUGCCACGUCUUCGACAACAAACACUGGAACAACAACACGCUGCAGAACGACUACAGGAGCAACCGCUUCCAGAGGGAAGAGUUACUGAAGACCAUCGACAAGCUAACGGUAGAAAGAAACGGCCAAUGCUACUCCAACGACAUGCUGCAAGCUGUGGAGAGAGAAACCCAGAGAGAGGAGGAGCAAAUCAGGCAGUCAUCUCCAGAAGACCUAUCACCAGAGGAGAUCAGAAACCAGGCCAGACGCCAAGUGACAAACAGAUUUCUGACCGAACUGGCCGGGGUCGCAACGGGGGCUUUGUUGGGAGCUUUGUUUGGCAUAGAGGCUCUGCGGCGUCGGAGGCGGGAGGGGAAGCAGCGCUAG
Messenger RNA from Salarias fasciatus (jewelled blenny), 2158 nucleotides. RefSeq lists its product as uncharacterized. The record is from RefSeq and is a predicted model, not a curated record. Lineage: Eukaryota; Metazoa; Chordata; Actinopteri; Blenniiformes; Blenniidae. Bases 77 to 2158 code for a protein of 693 amino acids. Gene Ontology annotation, molecular function: GTP binding. The transcript is spliced from 8 exons.